This is a messenger RNA of Myxozyma melibiosi, 849 nucleotides long. RefSeq names its product RmlC-like cupin domain-containing protein. The transcript has 4 exons. Bases 1 to 849 code for a protein of 282 amino acids. Gene Ontology annotation, molecular function: ferrous iron binding; cysteine dioxygenase activity. The record is from RefSeq and is a predicted model, not a curated record. Gene Ontology annotation, biological process: L-cysteine catabolic process. NCBI's taxonomy places the organism in Eukaryota, Fungi, Ascomycota, Lipomycetes, Lipomycetales, Lipomycetaceae.
AUGCUAACAGCACCGGGAAUAUAUGCAACCUCCUUGCAUUCAUCUCCUGCUCCGUUGCCUGACAAGUACGCAAACGGCAGUAUGCGCCCUUCAACGCAGUCCUCGUCCUCGGCAUCUCCAGCCUCCACGAGCCAGACGCCCAUACAAACUUCACCUACGACUCCCUCUACAGCACCAGAGAACACAUCACAGCUAUUACCACUUACUCCAAGACCACUGCCAAAAGUCUCAGACAUCCCAGCCCAGAUCCCGGACUUUGACGCACUAGUAGCCGAGCUCAGGCGGCAACUUGGCUUUACCUCCGGCAUCGACUCUGCUGAUGUCGACGUCGAGAACCUGAAGGAGGCCAUGCGCAGAUAUAUCUCGAGUCGUAAGGAGUGGGGGAAAUUUGCUCUUGAGGAUCCGUCGCGGAAUUAUACUAGGAACGGCGUUGAUACGUUGAACGAGAAAGCAAAUUUACUGGUUUUAGUAUGGAAUCCCGGCAAAGGGUCGCUAAUUCAUGAUCAUUCAAAUGCACACUGCGUGAUGAAAAUACUAGAAGGCGAACUUGUCGAGACGCAGUAUAAAUUCCCAGAUCCCAACGCACCGCCGCGACCGAUGGACAAGCAAAAAGUCACAGAGUACGGCAAAGACGAGGUCACAUACAUAUCGGACGAGAUAGGUCUGCAUCGGAUGAGUAACGAGACUGAUAAGAUUGCCAUCUCGUUGCAUUUGUAUACGCCGCCUUGGGCAGCGAAAUAUGGGUGCUACUCGUUCAAUGAGAAAACUAGCAAGCAGAUAUGGACAGAUCUAUCGAAUCUGUACAGCGACAAGGGAGUUCUCUGUGGAAAAAUGUCCAGCCAUGUUUGA